CCACAGGGAAAAGGAGCCUGAGAACAGGGAGCGGUCAGACUCCAUUUUCACCUGGACGAGCAGAAGGAAGGAAAGUGAGCAGCAGUGGUCACCAACCAGUGGAGAGUCUUCACUGUGGAUCCCAGAAAAGCUCUGGACUCACUGGCUGAGGAGUGAGGAACAUCGACCUGCAGAGCCAGAACCAGAGGAAAUAGACCAGACCUUGAUUAUCUAGAAGAGCAGCGUGGCCUGAACCACAACUGAGCCGCAGCCGGUGCAACAUGGACGAGGACACUUCAGAGCAAGUUGGACCCUCACACACAAAAGGUCAGGACCACAGACUGAGAGCAGAGUCUCCAGGGUCCAGCUGUCUGUCUCUGAAGAGUGACUGGUCUAUGGGACAGCCUCCAGUCUUCAGUAAAGAACCUGGACCCUCACACACAGAGGAGAGGAAGAGGAGUCAUGUUUCUGAGGAGGAGCAGUCAUCCUGCUGUGCUUCGUGUCAGGACGUCCUGAAGGGUCCAGUCUCCACCAGCUGUGGACACUGGUUCUGCAGACAGUGCAUCACCUCAUACUUGGACCAGUCUGGUUCUUCAGGAGACUCCUCCUGUCCCCAGUGUGGACAAAGAUCCAGACCAGGAGCUGGAGCAGAUCGUGGUCUGCAGGAGGUUUCAGAUGAACAUAAGCUCAGUGUGAGGAGGAGAUGUGAACAUGUGACUGAAGGAAGUGAUGAAACAGGAAGUAGAACCCUCCUCAACAGGAUCUACACUGAGCUCUACAUCACAGAGGGACAGAGUGAAGAGGUUAAUACUCAACAUGAGGUGAGGCAGCUUGAGACGGCUUCCAAGAUGAAGAUCCUCCAGGACACUCCCAUCAAGGUCCAGGACAUCUUUAAAGCCUCCACUGACCAGCAGAGCAGCAUCAGAGUCGUCCUGACCAACGGAGUAGCUGGCGUUGGAAAAACCUUCUCGGUGCAGAAGUUCAGUCUGGACUGGGCAGAGGGUUUAGAGAACCAGGAUGUGGGUCUGGUGGCUGUGCUUUCGUUCAGGGAGCUGAACCUGGUGAAGGACCAGCAGCACAGUCUUCUCACGCUGCUCCAUGUUUUCCAUCCAGCGUUACAGAAGCUCACGGCAGAGACGCUCGCUGUCUGUAAACCUUUGUUCAUCUUUGACGGCCUGGAUGAAAGCAGACCUUCUCUGGACUUCAACCACAGGGAGCUUGUGUCUGAGGUCACACAGAGGUCAUCAGUCAACGUGCUGCUGACAAACCUCAUCCGGGGGAACCUGUUUCCCUCGGCUCUCGUCUGGAUAACCUCCAGACCUGCGGCGGCCAAUCAGAUCCCUCCUGCAUGUGUUGACAGGGUCACAGAAGUACGAGGCUUCACUGACGCCCAGAAGGACGAGUACUUCAGGAGGAGAUUCAGUGAUGAAGAGCUGUGCAGCAAAAUCAUCUCACACAUCAAGACGUCCAGGAGCCUCCACAUCAUGUGUCAAAUCCCAGUCUUCUGCUGGAUCAGUGCUACAGUUCUGGAGCACAUGUUGACCACAGACCAGAGAGGAGAGCUGCCCAAGACCCUGACUGACCUGUACUCACACUUCCUGCUGGUUCAGACAAAGAGGAAGAACAACAAGUACGGUGAGGGACAUGAGAAGACUCCAAAGCAGCUGACGGAGACUGACAGGAACGUUCUCUUGAAGCUGGGGAGGCUGGCACUUAAACAUCUGGAGGAAGGAAACAUCAUGUUCUACCAAGAAGACCUGGAGCAGUGUGAUCUUAAUGUCACAGAGGCCUCGGUGUACUCAGGAGUUUGUACUGAGAUCUUCAGAAGAGAGUGUGUGAUCUUCCAGAAAUCAGUUUACUGCUUUGUUCAUCUGAGCAUUCAGGAGUUUCUGGCUGGAGUCUACAUGUUCCACUGUUACACCGUGAGGAACACAGGAGAACUCAACAUCUUCCUGGGAACAUAUGGGAACAGACACAGAACCUUCUCCCUGGAUGACCUCCUGAAGAGAACCAUGGAGAAAUCCCUCACCAGUACAAAUGGUCAUCUGGACCUGUUUGUUCGCUUCCUUCACGGCCUCAGUCUGGAAUCCAACCAGAGAGUCUUAGGAGGCCUGCUGGGUCGGACAGAGAACAAUCCAGAGAUCAUCCAGAGAGUCUCAGGAUGGCUGCUGGGUCGGAUAGGGAACAAUCCAGAGAUCAUCCAGAGAGUCAUCUACAACCUGAAGAAGAUGAGGAGUGAUGACAUUUCUCCUGACAGAAGCAUCAACAUCUUCCACUGUCUGACUGAGAUGAACGACCACUCAGUUCAUCAGCAGAUGAAGCAGUUCCUGACGUCAGAGAACAGAUCACAGAAACUCUCUGAGAUCCACUGCUCAGCUCUGGCCUACAUGCUGCAGAUGUCAGAGGAGGUUCUGGAUGAGUUGGACCUGAAGAAGUUCAACACAUCAGACCAGGGUCGAUGGAGACUGAUCCCAGCUGUGAGGAACUGCAGGAAGGCUCGACUCCGUCGUUGUGGACUCUCAGAGACUCACUGUGAAGUCGUGGUCUCAGCUCUGAAGUCAGACCCCUCACAUCUGAGAGAACUGGAUCUGAGCUUCAACGACCUGCAGGACUCAGCAGUGAAGGAGCUGUGUUCUGGACUGGAGAGUCCAAACUGUCGACUGGAGACUCUGAGGUUGGAGUGGUGCAGUCUGUCAGAGAUCAGCUGUUCUUCUCUGGCUUCAGCUCUGAGGUCAAACCCCUCUCAUCUGAGAGAACUGGAUCUGAGUCUAAACAACCUGCAGGACUCAGCACUGAAGGAGCUGCUUGAUCUACAGCAGAGUCCAACCUGUCGACUGGAGACUCUGAGGUGGAGAUGGACUGACUGGAGGUGAGUGUGAAGAGGACAGUGUGAAGAGGACAGUGUGUGUGGACGAAGGCUGAGCUGUGUCCUGAGGAUCCAGAGGCUGAAGCAGCUGCAGCUUGUGUGUAGUCUCCAAUCUACACAACCCCUAAUCUGCAUGUGUUUGUGAGAUGAAGCCGGAGCACCUGGAGAAAACACGGGGAGAACAUGCAGACUCCACACAGGAAGACCUCAUCUGAACCAGAUUCAAACCAGCAACCUUUCUGCCCCGAUUGUGUUUAUUCACAUGAAGAAUGUGUUUAUUGAAAUGACACAACACAAGCAGAAUAUAUAAACCCUCUAUAAAGACUCACAUACAGUGUGUUGAAGUUUGUCUUUAUUAUUGUCCACCUUUGUCCCUCAGUGUGUCUCCAUGUGUGUAGAACCACAUUCUGUGUAUAUGUUUGUUUAUGAUCUUAAAGUUCCUGGAUUCACGUGACAAAUUGAUUCAGUUCAACACAAAGUUAAACAUAUUGAAAUAAAUAUAUUGUAUAUAAAGAUGAUCAGUGACUUGAAUAAAGACUGGGCGAAGAGUGAGGGGUUUUUAAUGGGUCAGUGGAGCUCAGGGUCUGAGCCUGGUCUUCCUGGACAUCUCCGGUGGGGAAGGAAUGGAUUAAAGGUUCUGGGAGUCCAUCUAGGAAGUGAGGGCUUUCAGAGGCAGAACUGGGAGGGGGGUUCUGGAAAAGGUGGAAGCAAAGUUGUUUUAUGUUCAAUGGAGGGGGGGCGGUUCACUGAUCCUGCAUUUUUAAAUUCUGUGUGGUUGUGUGACAUGUAGUUUUCUUGUGUAAAAUGUGACAUGAUCAAAGUGAUACUUAUUACGUUUAUUUCAUGAAAUGAUUUAAAUAAAAGUUAACGUAAAAGUCA
Messenger RNA from Platichthys flesus (European flounder), 3724 nucleotides. Its product is annotated as NLR family CARD domain-containing protein 3-like. Gene Ontology annotation, molecular function: metal ion binding; protein binding. The record is from RefSeq and is a predicted model, not a curated record. The transcript is spliced from 9 exons. The coding region runs from base 261 to 2852 and encodes 863 amino acids. NCBI's taxonomy places the organism in Eukaryota, Metazoa, Chordata, Actinopteri, Pleuronectiformes, Pleuronectidae.